AUGGCUUCAAGCAUUGGGUCUCUAUUAUUCGUCACAUGGGUAACUCUUCUCCUUUCACGUUCUAUGAGAGCAAAGGGCAAUCAACAUGCAACACAGCUACUGUACAUGUACAACAUAUUCACGGAUAACGUCGCCAUAUUAGGCCAUACUAUUCGUUCUAUGAAUGUAUCAAGUCAAGUUGAUUGCUUCCGCCAUUGUGCAAAGGUUUGUGGUUGUGUAGCAUUUCAGUUGACUGGGUGGAAAUGUGAAUUAUUGGAUGCAGGUAAAGAUGUCGUGGUUGGGGACCUGAUAACUAGACCAGGCACUGCUUUGUACACUAUGAAUCAGGAUAGUAUACAGGUAAGAUUGUGUCAUUGAUAGGAAAACAAGUAGAGCUACUAGGGAGUAAUGAACUACAAAUGAAUAAUAAAAUAAUAAAAAUAAAUGAAUGUUUUUAUUGAAUACACAAGUAAAAAUAUAUACCUUUAUUAUAUAGACAAGAGUGUUUUACUGGAAUAUAUACCACUCGUAAAAUUCAUAAAAACUACAUCCGGGACCCGAGUGGUUUAUUUUCCAUAAUCUCACACGUGAGUUUAUCGAUGACGUAAUUUCAGUAAUUUCCCUCUAUUAUUUUAUCGAUGUCAUUUUGUCUAUAUAAUAAAAAGAACAUUACACGCCGGCUUGAAGAUAUGAAUUUAAUUUUCUCGUGGCAAAAACAAUAUUUUACUCACUCGCUGCGCUCGUUCGUAAAAUAUUGUUUUGCCACUCGAAAAUAAAAUUCAUAUCUUCGUGCCACCGUGUAAUAUCCUCUAUAUAUUUACAUGUUUAAUAUCAUUAGUUAAAAAGUGCCCUGAUUUAAUUUGUAGCUUUGAGUUUGGUGACAUGCAAAGAUAUUCUGUGUUUUGUGAUUAUAAACCAAAUCCGAUUUUAUGACAACAGCACGGCUUUAUUGUGCUCCGUCGCUAAAGGAAGCAAAAUUUGAUGUAACAAACGCUGAUCAAAAGAGAAAUUCUCCCUAAAUUCUUUCUGCUGCAAACUCAAAGUUGUUAGCAAGACCAGUCAUUGUUUUGUAGAAGUUUAAUAUUCACAACGAAUCAGCCAGGUUAUGUUUCUUGAUGAUUUUGUGGCCAAGGGAGGAUCGGAAUCGCUCACUAAAUUUGAGUGCAAAACGUUACGUGUAAGAAGACAAAUUUGCGUCCACAACUAAAACUUAAUUCAUACAUGCAAAAAGGUAUCCUGUAUGACUACACUUUAAUUACUAUUAUUUUAAUUAUAUUGCCAGGUGAACCAAAGCUGUGUUAACGGAUGCUGCAGAUCAAAGCCCUGUCUUAACGGCGGAACCUGUGAGGAGAAAUGCAGUGACGUCAGAGAGCCUUACACUUGCACAUGCUCAAAAUAUUACAAGGGAAAACGAUGCGAGCAGUUUUAUCCAGAAGUCAGGUCUUGCCAAGGUCUCAAGAUAUUUAGGCCGGGAUCGCAUUCCGGUGUUUACGAACUUGUUAUAAGUGAUAAUAAAACCGUGCAGAGUUAUUGUGACUUUACCUCUGAGGCUGGUAAAGCUUGGACGCUCAUAGAAUCCUUUUCGCUUUCAAACAAAGACAUAUAUAAGAACAAACCAUUUUAUCACGAUUUUCCUCGAAACGAGAACAACUUCACAUGGGACGACUUUAGGCUUUCAUACCAAGCCUUGGUUAAUAUCCGGAACAACUCAACGCACUGGCGCGUGACCUGUACCUUCCCAUCAGGCCUCAGUUAUACCGACUACGCACGCUCUUCGCUCAAUGAAACAGAUCUCCUAACGUUUGUUAAUCAGGACAAAUGCAAGAGGUAUGAAUAUGUUUCAGUGCGAGGAAUAAACUGUACUGAUUGUAAAGGAAUGUUGGUUCAAAGAGACAGUCAACACAUGCAUACAGAUUCUUACUGGAGCGGAAGAAAUGGCUGUCAGUGGAACCCCGGGGCGGGAGCAAUAUUAGGAGAAGAUAAUUUCGGUUUUUAUGCUGUUACAAAUCCAAAACAUAGGUGCACGGUAAACUCAUCGUCUACUACACAGUGGUGGCUUGGGUCACAAUUAUAA
Messenger RNA from Porites evermanni, 2053 nucleotides. The record is from the annotation of a GenBank genome assembly. Lineage: Eukaryota; Metazoa; Cnidaria; Anthozoa; Scleractinia; Poritidae.